AUGACUCUCCAUGGUGAAACCGACCUCCUCAUGUGCAGGACCUUCCCCACGCUACUUGGGGGACGAGCCUUAACAUGGUACACCACUCUACCGACUGGUAGUAUCGCUUCAUGGGAUGAGUUGGCGAGCAAGUUUCAGUCUCACUUUGCAACCAGUCACCCUGUGCCGAAAUCCGUCCACUCUCUAGAAAAAGUACGCCAACAGCAAGGCGAGUCCCUCAGGUCCUUUUUAGACCGCUUUGAUAAGGAGGCCCUACAAGUGCAAGGCCUGAACCCAAAAGUAAAGGUACAUAUACUUCUUUCGGGUUUGCGGCAAGGUGCGUUCGCGUACGAGCUUGCCCGCCACGAGAUCACUGACCUGGAAGAAGUCAAGAGGGUGGCCCAGGAGUACAUGCGAAUCUAA
Gastrolobium bilobum is the source of this 402-nucleotide messenger RNA. RefSeq lists its product as uncharacterized. Bases 1 to 402 code for a protein of 133 amino acids. The transcript has a single exon. The record is from RefSeq and is a predicted model, not a curated record. NCBI's taxonomy places the organism in Eukaryota, Viridiplantae, Streptophyta, Magnoliopsida, Fabales, Fabaceae.